This is a messenger RNA of Chiloscyllium plagiosum (whitespotted bambooshark), 1006 nucleotides long. NCBI's taxonomy places the organism in Eukaryota, Metazoa, Chordata, Chondrichthyes, Orectolobiformes, Hemiscylliidae. The record is from RefSeq and is a predicted model, not a curated record.
AUUGCCUUCACUGAAAUUCCUUUCCUCUCUGCUGCAGCUCAGAUCGAAAUCAUUCCGUGUAAAAUCUGCGGAGACAAAUCUUCCGGGAUCCAUUAUGGAGUCAUAACUUGUGAAGGGUGCAAGGGUUUCUUCAGGAGAAGCCAACAGAACAGCAUCACCUACACCUGCUCCCGCCAGCGGAACUGCCCCAUUGACCGUACCAGCCGUAACCGAUGCCAGCAUUGCCGGUUGCACAAGUGCCUUGAGCUGGGCAUGUCCCGGGAUGCGGUCAAAUUCGGACGUAUGUCAAAGAAACAGAGGGACAGCCUACACGCUGAGGUCCAGAAGCACCAGAUGCAGCAGCAAGGCGCAGGCAAGCCCCAGGCUGAGGUUCAGGCCUACGCUCUGGCUUCAGAGGCCCAGGGCCUACCAAAGCCCGGCCAGGAGGCCUAUCCCUCUGGGCACAGCCUCGGGACAGGCAGGCAGGCCGCUGGAGGGCAAGGCUACAGCUCCUCGGAAGCAGGCUUACCCCCGGGUCAGCCGGGCUUACCAGCCAAUGACGUGAAGCACCGGCCAUUCGUACAGCACCCAGGUGGAGGGGAGUUUGUCAUGUGGCCAGGUUUCGCCCGACUCCACGGUCCUCUGCCCACUACCAGGGAGCUGGACCACAUUAUCCAGAAUGUCGUGAAAUCUCACCGUGAGACGUGCCAGUUUGUGCCAGAGCAACUCCACACUCUCCGCUGGAAGUUAUUCUCUCAGAGUGAAGUCGACAGCUACCAGAGGAAGUCGGCCGAGGAGAUGUGGCAGAGGUGUGCCCGAAAUAUCACCGAGGCCAUCCAGUACGUGGUGGAGUUUGCCAAGCGCAUUGCCGGCUUCCUGGAGCUGUGCCAGAACGACCAGAUCGUGCUUCUCAAAGCAGGCUCCCUCGAGGUGGUUCUCCUGCGGAUGUGCCAGGCCUUUAAUCCCAGCAACAACACGGUCUUCUUUGAAGGAAAGUAUGCAGGGACCGAGCUCUUCCUCGCUCUCG